Ophidiomyces ophidiicola is the source of this 993-nucleotide messenger RNA. RefSeq lists its product as uncharacterized. Gene Ontology annotation, cellular component: mitochondrion. Bases 1 to 993 code for a protein of 330 amino acids. The transcript is spliced from 4 exons. Gene Ontology annotation, molecular function: oxidoreductase activity. Lineage: Eukaryota; Fungi; Ascomycota; Eurotiomycetes; Onygenales; Onygenaceae. The record is from RefSeq and is a predicted model, not a curated record.
AUGUCGCAACCCGUCGCUAGCAAGUCCGGCAUACCCCACGAGGUUCGUACAGCGACAGAACCGCGGCAAACCUCGCUGUACCCUGUCCGGCUCUCCUAUAUAGAGCGAGUCAGCUCAGAAGUGCGACUUUUCCGAUUUGAACUCCUAUCAGAAGAUUCUACCUGCUCAAAGUUUCUGUAUCCACCGGAGACCUUCACUUUUCUUCCCGGUCAAUGGGUGGACCUCCACAUACCCACAUUGCAUGAUGCAGGUGGUUUCACAAUAACCUCCACGCCGCGAGAGGCUUCUCCCGGAGCCUCAGAACAACCGUAUAUCGAGCUUGCGGUGCAACAAUCCCCAAAUCCAGCAGCAAAAUGGCUCUGGUUAUCCGAAAAGGAGAUUCUUGGCACUGAGGUUCAAGUGCGAGUGGGCGGGUCAUUUGUUUGGCCUCCACCUGUCACAGAAAGCCAUUUCCCAAUAACCGAUAUUCGCAAUAUUGUUUUUAUAGCGGGUGCGUUUAUUCUGCUUUAUAACCCCCUCAUAUCAAUGAUCUCCUAUAUACACGACGCUAGGUCUGAUUUGCACCCUUCUACCAAAGUUCACCUUCUUUAUAGCACCAAACUCCCAUCAUCAGUUCUUGAAUCAAGCUACAGAGCUCAAGAUAUGCUAGACCACAUCCUAUUUCUCCCACGACUUAGACAUAUGGUGCGCUUACAACAAAAGGAGCAACAGGAGGGACAAAAUCGCGGAGGGCAACUCCAUGUAAAACUAUAUCUGACUAACAUCUCCGCAGUCGAUGUCAAAGGCGUAGAGGAUGAGCUACUUGGCGAUGUGUGCCUUUAUGACCGUCGAAUCUCAGUUGCCGACAUACAUGACCUUGUUUCGACGGUAAGCAAUGAGCGUGGCAAAACUGUAUGUAAUAUAUGUGGACCCCCGGGAAUGACAGAUACAUAUGUCGAUGUGCUGAAAGGGGUUUUUGGGGACGAUAAGGUUUUUUUCGAAAAAUGGUGGUGA